AUGAUUGAAAACAUUGAUUGUGAGGCGAUUUGUGCCAUGACAGAAGAUGAUUUGAAAGAAAUCAUUCCAGCCUAUGGUGAUAGAAUAGCCGUUAAGAAUUUUGCAAAGAAAAAUUCAUCAUCUACGAAACAAAGUCUGAUUGAGAAACUGAAAGCCAAAUUCGACAGUAAACCUCAAAAAAAGUAUUCGCGAAAAACUCAAAUAUCGACCGAAAGUAUUACUAAACCGACUAGAAUUAUUGAAAUAGGAUGGCUUUGUAUGCAUGACGAAGAAAACAGAUAUCGACAAGUAAGGACACUCCAAGGAGGUGGUACCAGACGUGUAACAAUUGACAAAACUAGCCGAUGUACCGACGUUCUGGAAAUGUCAAAAAAUCUCUUCUUUCCCGAGGGUGUUUCAACGAAGGGACCAAUCACUGAUUUCAAGGUUGAAUUGGUCGAUUAUAAAAGUCACAAAUUCGAUGAAAACCUCACAGUUCAAGAAAUGUAUGAACUGUCAGCUCUGGGAACACUACGGUUUUAUUUAGCGACCAUCUACACUGGUAAGGAUGGAAGAACAGUACUUAAGGAUGAUGAUUUCAUUCCAGCGACAAUUUCUACGCGACGAAGUGCCAGAUUAGACAUGAGAGCCUCAACGAGUUCCGAAACAUCAUUCACAAUAGCGGAAACUAGUCGAGGAGAAGCUAGUAGUUUUUUGAGCAGCUUCACUCCAUUAUUUGAUGAAGAUUUUGCAGCAAUUUCGUCAACUGGUGAGGAGUUUGUUGAAGAUAGUAACCUUUUCGAAUUUUCUGAACCAGCCACUUUUGAAAUAACAAAGGAAAUCAACACGUUGAUAUUACACCGUGGAAAUAUCUUCGAAGAGCUCAUUAAUUCUGUAAAGAUUCAUGGUUAUGAAGAUUUCAAGAAUAUCAAAAUAGAAAUGAUUUUACCAAACGGAAAUUUAGAAAUUGCUGAAGAUGUCGGUGGCGUUCUUAGGGAUACUCUUACCGAAUUUUGGGAAUCAUUUUAUGAAAAAUGUAGUGUAGGCACGCAUUUAAAAAUACCUUACCUAAGACAUGACUCUCAAGAGCAAGAAUGGAGGGCAAUUGGAAAAAUUUUAGCAAAUGGUUACUCGACCGUAGGCUAUUUUCCGAUUGAAAUUGCCCCAGUUUUUAUGAUGGAUUGUUUUGGAAUGGAAAUAGACGAAGAAGACAUUUUUCUUAAUUUCCUCAAGUAUAUCUGCGAUACGGAGGCUGAAAUAGUUAAGGAGGCCAUCAAUAGCUUUGACACAAUCGAUAUGGAGGAGUUAUUGGAAAUAUGUUCCAAUUAUGGAUGUAAAUGGCAACCAACUAAAGAUAAUGUUAAAAAGUUAUUCAACCAAAUUGCUGCAGAGGAGUUGAUCCAGAAGCCAGCAUUUGUCAAAAAUUGUUUCGUACCAGAACUCAAGAAGAUUUCUUCGGAAAUUGAUCUCAAAAACGUAUACAAACAACUUGAACCCUCUGUGAAAAAUAUACUAACUUUAAUCGAGAGUAACAAAGACAUAUCGGAAGCCGAGUCCGAAAUUAUGAAAUUUCUCAGAAAAUUCGUAAAAGAGUCUGAUGAAAAAACAAGAUGUUCCUUUCUAAGAUAUUGUACUGGAUCUGAUCUUCCGACUCGUCAAAUUUCUAUCCAAUUCAAUGAUUUAGACGGCGUUGAGAGGGUGCCAGUAGCACAUACAUGCACCGGUCUUUUGGAAUUAUCCAGAUCAUACGAAAAUUAUGUGACUUUCCGUUCUGAAUUUCACUCUUUACUUAGUUCACGAAUAUGGGUUAUGGACUUGGUGUAGACAUAUUCCAUAUUCUUAUAUUUUUAUGGAAGAUAAAUGUUAUGUUAGUUAGGUACUUGCCAUUAGGAAUGUGAUUUUAUUUUGUGAUUUUAAAAUACAGGUGCAGUUUGACUUGAAGCAUUCAGGAAGUAAGUAAUCCAAUGAGAUGUAAUCCAGUUAGGGACAGUAAAUUCACAAAUUAUUUGAAAAUUGUAGAAAACUUAUUCUUGUGUACUAUAUAGGCUUCAAUACGUAACGGGCACGAAAUGACAUAAUGAAAACAAGCUGCCUUUGAUUUUCAAUAAAGUGGGUUAUCAAAUUUUUCAGUCAAAGCAUCAGUUUCAUUGAAAUUUUUCAUCAAAAUUUUAUUCACUCAAGCUUAUGGACGUUUAUUCCUGAUGAUGACAAUGAACAUUGUCCAAAUAUUUCAACAGGUGUUAUACUUCCUGCAUAAUGCUAACCUGAUUAGGGAUGAAGCUAAGCUUUUAUUUAACCUAUUAGCUACCCCUUAUAUUAUUAUAUAAACUGUGUGCACUUCGUACCUUUAUUGAAAUGUUUUU
This is a messenger RNA of Phaedon cochleariae (mustard beetle), 2342 nucleotides long. Lineage: Eukaryota; Metazoa; Arthropoda; Insecta; Coleoptera; Chrysomelidae. The record is from the annotation of a GenBank genome assembly.